GGCGGUUGGCGGCGCGCGCCGGGGAGGUUGAGGUGGAGGAUCGCGCGAUCGGCCCUCCGUAGCGGUUACCGCCGGUCGCCGAGGACAGUAUCCUCCGGCGGCCUUGUCGGCCUCGGCGUCCGGGCUGUGGGACCGCGCGGUACUCUCCCGCGCCCCCUUUGCCAACGUUAGGCUUGGGGCCGAGCCCACCGCCCGCCCCCCAGCAUGCGCACCUCCUACACCGUGACCCUGCCCGAGGAGCCCCCCGCUGCCCCCUUUCCCGCCCUCGCCAAGGAGCUGCGGCCGCGCUCCCCUCUCUCCCCUUCCCUGCUGCUCUCCACCUUCGUGGGGCUCCUGCUCAACAAAGCCAAGAAUUCUAAGAGUGCCCAGGGUCUGGCCGGUCUUCGAAACCUUGGGAACACGUGCUUCAUGAACUCUAUUCUGCAGUGCCUGAGCAACACCCGGGAGCUGAGAGAUUACUGCCUUCAAAGGCUCUAUAUGCGGGAUCUCAGCCACAGCAGCAAUGCACACACGGCCCUUGUGGAAGAGUUUGCAAAACUAAUCCAGACCAUAUGGACUUCAUCCCCCAAUGAUGUGGUGAGCCCAUCUGAGUUCAAGACCCAGAUCCAGAGAUACGCACCGCGCUUCGUCGGCUAUAAUCAGCAGGAUGCUCAGGAAUUUCUUCGCUUUCUUCUGGAUGGACUUCACAAUGAGGUCAACCGGGUUACAGUGAGGCCUAAGCCCAGCCCUGAGAAUCUCGAUCACCUUCCUGAUGAUGAGAAAGGGCGACAGAUGUGGAGGAAAUAUCUAGAGCGGGAAGACAGUCGAAUUGGGGAUCUCUUUGUUGGGCAGUUAAAGAGCUCCCUGACGUGUACUGAUUGUGGUUACUGCUCUACAGUCUUUGAUCCCUUCUGGGACCUCUCACUGCCCAUUGCUAAGCGAGGUUACCCUGAAGUGACUCUAAUGGAUUGCAUGAGGCUCUUCACCAAAGAGGAUGUGCUUGAUGGCGAUGAGAAGCCAACAUGCUGUCGCUGCAGAGCCAGGAAACGAUGUAUAAAGAAGUUCUCCAUCCAGAGGUUCCCAAAGAUCUUGGUGCUCCAUCUGAAGCGGUUCUCAGAAUCCAGGAUACGAACCAGCAAGCUCACAACAUUUGUGAAUUUCCCACUAAGGGACCUGGACUUGAGAGAAUUUGCCUCAGAAAACACCAACCAUGCUGUUUACAACCUGUAUGCUGUGUCCAAUCACUCUGGAACCACCAUGGGCGGCCAUUAUACAGCCUACUGCCGAAGCCCAGUGACAGGCGAAUGGCACACUUUCAAUGACUCCAGCGUCACACCCAUGUCCUCCAGCCAAGUGCGCACCAGCGACGCCUAUUUGCUCUUCUACGAAUUGGCCAGUCCACCCUCCCGCAUGUAGCAGCGAGGAGCGACAGCCCUUUCUUCUCCCGUCCCUGUGGUGGCCUCACACCCCAAGUUUUUCUAAAAAGACAAAAAAAAAACCAAAAAACAAAAAAAAAAACCUGACAAAUAAGAGAAAAAUAAAAUAAACUAACGCUGCCGAGCCGGAGUUGCUGCAGCCUGGUCAGGGCCCGAGUUGGGAGCCGGGUGCUCCUGAGCCAGCUUGGCCAGGAAGAUCGAGAGGACACGGAGACAGAGACCGAGCCAGCACAGUGCCCCUCAGCGUCUCUUGUUUGCAUUUAAGCUUGUGGUUUCUUCCUGUGUGUAACAAACAGCUACGUCUGUGGGGAGAAGAUCUGUGUCACUUGCUGCGGGCUCCAGUCCCUGCUCCUCCUGAGAAGACAGCGCCCUCUGGAGCCUGCUGGGAGGAUCGCUGCCCGAAAGCACUGGUGCCUGAGCCAGGCACCCCAUCUUCACCUGGACCCUGCUCACAGGUCCAGAAGCAAGAAAACACCCAUGAGCCAAGAGCCCUCUUAACGCUGCUAACUCCAGGGGGACAGACGAGGGGACAUCUUUGAAAAAAAAAGCUGUUUUGGUUUUUAAAAGCCCAACUUUUUUUUUAGUUACCAUAACUAAAGUUUUCAGACUGGAGAUGCUCUCCUUCACACCUCUUCACAGCUGGGACAUUGUGCUGGUCUUGUCUUUUUUUUUUCUUUAAUUCUUCAACGACAACUUUUCCAAUGCUAGCCCCCAGUGGUGCUAGGUGGAUAUUGGCCAGGCCCCAAGCACAGCACAGUAGACCUGAGAUACAAGUUUUUCGUUUUUGGUUUUUUUAGCGUUUUGGAUGGAAUCUAGUUGCCUCCAAGAAUUGUGCCUUAUAGCAUUUGGGGACCAUGGGCUAACUGCCCCUCCCUGAAAUGUCCCUCAGCCUCUUCCCUUUUCCCCAGUGCCAUGUUCACACCGGCUGGGGAAGAGCGGGGCAUGCCCUGAGCCUCUAGCUUACUUGCACUGCAGUGAGGCGACGAGGAGAGUAGGUCAAAGAUUUCUCAUGAUAGUGUAUCGAGUUCUUCCGCCCACUUCCUCUACCAACCCCAGUCUACUUCCCAGCUGUUUGAAGGAUAGCACAAGCCCCUCACCCCUAGAGCUUCUCACCUUUAAUUUAUUUCCCCCUAAGCUUUUCUCCCUGCCUGGCCCCACACUCCCUUCUCAGAGCCUCCUAGACAUGUAGGCCCUUUGGACCGAGUUUCUCAGGGAUGCCCAUGCCGCCCCUCAGCUCCUCUGGGCAUUGGUCGUCAGGGCUGCCUGGGAGCAGAAGCCUGGGUGAGGACAUUUUGCCUCAGCUGUAUGAUUCUUUCCCAGGAGCUUGACUUUGUCCUAAGUGGUCGGACAAAUCUCUGCUGUCCCAGAGAGUAAAGCUAUUCAACACAAAGCAUGGAACUCUUCAGCACCCACAAAGCUGGCCUGGCUGUGCCCCUCGAGCCUGGAGCUUUCCAAGUGCUCCCAGGAGGAGGCAGCAGAGAAAGACACCCAAGUUUAACUGGCCUGACACCCUUCUCCAAGGGAGACCUGUGAACCUGAGCCAAAGGGCCGGUGUACACUUGUUUACUGUGUAAGCAAGAGCAGAAGAAUGGCUAAUGUACAGCAGAACCUUGUACAGAAUAAAUAAUAGCUUUGAGAAA
Molecule: messenger RNA, 3055 nt
Organism: Condylura cristata (star-nosed mole)
Lineage: Eukaryota; Metazoa; Chordata; Mammalia; Eulipotyphla; Talpidae
Gene: USP2
Product: ubiquitin specific peptidase 2
Exons: 12
Coding region: 205-1395 (396 amino acids)
Biological process (GO): protein deubiquitination
Cellular component (GO): cytoplasm
Molecular function (GO): cysteine-type deubiquitinase activity
Source: RefSeq, a predicted model, not a curated record